This is a messenger RNA of Orbicella faveolata, 1375 nucleotides long. RefSeq names its product metalloendopeptidase OMA1, mitochondrial-like. The record is from RefSeq and is a predicted model, not a curated record. Gene Ontology annotation, cellular component: mitochondrial inner membrane. Gene Ontology annotation, biological process: mitochondrial protein processing; protein quality control for misfolded or incompletely synthesized proteins. Gene Ontology annotation, molecular function: metalloendopeptidase activity. Lineage: Eukaryota; Metazoa; Cnidaria; Anthozoa; Scleractinia; Merulinidae.
UCCCGAGUAACCGCUCCUGAACCAAACGCAACAUGGCGGAACUUUUACGAUUGCUUUGAAUGGCGAAAAAUGCAUUCAUUUCUCAGCUCUGCAUUAUCAUUUUCAAGGCAUUCUAGAUUCCUCUUCAAGAAUCUUGGCUGUUCCAAUGUCAGUGGCGGAAUUCAAGUUCCCCUCGUUCCCCUACAACCUGGGAUAAGCUUAUUUCGAGCGACAUUCUCGAAGACUUCAGUUCAUCACUGGAGUAGAAAUCAUUCUCAUGUUGUGGUCAGAGGAUUUCACACAAGUCAGCCACGACAUGCAGCACCACUUGCAGCUCUUCUUUUUAAAUUGGCUGGGCCUCUUUCAAAAGUGAUCAAACUUGUUGCUGUCGUAGGCGGACGUUCUUUCCGCAAGUGGUGGGGAAACUUAUCAGCAGACAAACGCUUACACCUGACCAAAGGAUUUAAUCUAAGAAAAGAAAAAAUUACAAUAGUUAUUGGAGGUUUUGGUGGAAUUUCUCUUGCUUAUUACUUCUUCCACCUAGAGGAAACUCCAUUCACUCACAGGACAAGGUUUAUGCCGAUCUCUCAUAAACAAAUGCAAGAACUAACAGAUGCGGAGCACAGAAAUAUGUUAGAGUUAUUUGCCGAACACAUUUUACCGGUCAAUCAUCCAGAUCAUCGCAGGGUUUACAGGGUUGCAAAGAGAUUAGUGAUGGCAAAUCAUGGCAAGGAGUUGGAAAAUUUGUCCUGGCAAGUCAGUGUGGUGGAUAGUGAAGAGAUGAAUGCAUUUGUAUUGUCUAAUGGCCAAAUCUUUAUGUUCACUGGAAUGCUGAAGGUUUUACCAAAUGACGAUUCACUUGCGACCAUUCUUGGGCAUGAAAUGUCCCAUGCUAUUUUGCAACACGCUGCAGAGCAAGUCAGUCUGUGCGGCUUUAUUAACAUGUUUAUGGUGAUAAUACUUGCAUUGCUUUGGGCCCUCUUACCAACAGAAACAGCUCUAUUUGCUCACUGGCUACAAAACAGAAUUCUCCAGAUCCUUCUACACUUACCGUACUCAAGAAAAUUAGAAGAAGAGGCAGAUGAAGUUGGAAUGAACAUGGCAGCCAAGGCCUGCUUUGAUGUCCGUGAAAGUCCUAGAUUUUGGAGGCGAAUGGCAGUUACUCAAAAUCAGAUGAAUCAACCUGAGUUACUGAAGUGGCUAUCAACUCAUCCUACCCAUAGUGAUAGAGCAGACAAUCUUGAGGCUUUACUCCCACAGGCAUUGGAAGUCAGAAGAAGUUGCAACUGUCCCGCACUCCCAGGGGAAGUGUCAUUUUUAUCUCAAGAAGAUCGACGUGGGUUCAAAAGAUUGCAACAUCAAGCUGCCAAACCAUCAUGAUUGAUAGGAAUAAAAU